UUAUGCUACCUAAAAGAGAAAAACGAGAUUAAGAAAUCAAAAACGAAAAAAAACUGAAGAAAAAAAAUAGAAGAGAGAAAAAAAGAAAGGAAAAGAAAACUAGGGUUUAUUUCUGAAAUUCAAUUUCAUUAAGGGUUUAUUUUAGAAAUCAAUUUCAUUAAAUUAAGUGCCAAGGAUUCCUAUUUAAAUAUGCCUCAUGUUCCAACUAGGAAGCAUGUUCCUGGGAAUAAAAAGCGUAAAAAAGAGAAAGCCAUGGCAGCAGUCACAAAGUCCCAAGAAGGAGACAUAAAUAAAUAUUUUCAACCCAUUGCAGCCACAAAUGAUGCACCUGGAGAUGAAACUAUGACUGCUAAUAAUGGUAAUGGUGGAAAUGGAAGUACAAACGAGAAUGAUGCAACGCCAAAUCCUAAUGAUUUGGUCGAUAAUGAUAAUGAUGGGGUUGGGGUACAAAACGAUGAAGUCGAUGAUGAGUAUCAACCUUUAGAUAUUGAUGAUCCAGGGAAUUGGGAUGUUAUUGAUCAAGCUUUGAGAGAUAAGUUGGUCCAAAAAGGCCCGGUAAGAGUUUCAAAAUAUGAAUUUCCUAGAGAUAAAGUAAGUAGGAGACGUUUUUCUAAUUACUAUUAUGAUCAAACUCUUGUUAAUGGUGAAAAGUGUGAUAGAAGUUGGUUAAUAUAUUCAAUAACCAAAAACAAAGUUUAUUGUUUUUGUUGCAAGUUGUUUAGUAAUCGCAGAAGUGAUAAGCAGUUAGCUUGCGAAGGUUUUCAAGAUUGGGGAAAUUUAAGUACAAAGCUUAAGGAACAUGAAAUUUGUGAUCAGCACUACAGAUGUAUGCUAAAAUGGACUGAAUUGGAGAUGAGAUUGAGAAAGGUACAAACCAUUGACAAAGGUAUGCAAGAACUGAUCAAAACAGAAAAAGAACACUGGAGGAAAGUAUUAGAGAGGAUAGUUAGCCUUGUAAGAACUUUAUCAAGAAGAAGUUUAGCAUUUCAUGGAGAUAAUGAAAAGAUUGGUCAACCAAACAAUGGAAACUUUUUGGGAUUCAUUGAAUGGGCUGCUGAAUUCGAUGAGGUAAUGAAAAUGCAUCUUCAUCGUAUACAAAAUAAUGAAAUUCAUUAUCAUUAUCUUAGUUACAAGAUUCAAAAUGAGUUCAUAUUGAGGUUGGCCAAUGAAACAAAAAGUAUGAUUCUUAAGAAGAUACGAGAAGCUAAAUAUUUUUCUGUUAUACUGGAUUGUACUCCGGAUGUUAGUCAUGAAGAACAAAUGACUCUUGUGAUUAGAUGUGUGGAUACUUCUAGUACUCCAGUAAAAGUGCAAGAGUUCUUCUUAGGGUUCUUAAAGGUGGAUGACUCAACUGGUCAAGGCCUUUUUCGCGUGCUUCAAGAUACAUUGAGCGAUCUUCAGCUUGACAUUGGUAACGUAAGAGGCCAAGGAUAUGACAACGGUUCCAAUAUGAAAGGAUUGCGUAAAGGUGUACAAAAAAAGAUGCUUCAGGUAAACCCUAGAGCAUUUUACAUUCCAUGCGGUUGUCAUAGCCUUAAUCUUACUAUCAGCGAUAUGGUCAAGUGUAGCCCUUAUGGAGGUACUUUUUUGGUGCACUUCAAAGUAUUUAUGUGAUAUUUUCAGCUUCUCCAAAGCGGUGGAAAGUUUUCAAGGAUAAGAUGAAAGGUUCAAAGGGAAUUACAUUGAAAAAAUUGUCUCAAACAAGGUGGGAGAGUCGAGUGGAAAGUGUUAAAGCAGUACGACAACAAGCCCCACAAAUUCGAGAAGCUCUAGCGUAUUUAACAGAGAAUUGUGAAGAAGAAAAGGUGAGGCAUGAUGCUGAGAACAGUAUUGAAGGAAACAUGGAGAAUUUUGAGUUCUUGCUUAGUAUGGUUAUCUGGCAUAAUGUUUUAUUCGUUGUAAAUGUCGUAAGAAAAACACUUCAAGGGAAAGAUAUCGACAUAAAUGAUGUUGUUCAGAAAUUAAAAGGACUUAUAUCUUUUCUGGAAUCAUACAGGGACAAUGGGUUUGAAAAAGACUUGGAUGAAUCUAGAGUUAUUGCAACACAGAUGGGCAUUGAACCCGAGUUCCGAAUUAAGCGUUUUAUUUAUAAAAAGACGCCAUUCGGUGAGCCAAAAAAUGUGGAAGUACGUCAAUCACCUGAAGAAUCAUUUAGGGCUAAUUUUUUCAUAUACAUAAUGGAUCAAGCUCUUUUCUCUGUGAGGACUCGGUUUGAGCAGUUUCAAAUUUAUGAAGAAAAGUUUGGGUUCUUAUUUGAUAUGCAAAAGUUAACUCUUAUGGAUGAUCGGAAAUUGUUGAGUUUAUGUACUGAGCUUGAAAGUUAUCUGAAAGACGGAACAUCAAGUGAUAUCGACGGAGCAUACUUGUUUAGUGAAUUAAUGGUGAUGUCUUGUAUGUUACCGAAUGAGGUAAGAAAACCCAUUGAAGUGCUGGAAGAUUUGAAGAAUAUGGUUGGUUUAUUUCCAAAUGCGUGGGUAGCCUACAGAAUUUUGUUAACUAUACCGGUAACUGUUGCAACGGCGGAGAGAGUGUUUUCUAAAUUCAAGUUGAUCAAAAAUUAUCUUCGAUCUUCUAUGUCGCAAGAAAGAUUAAACGGGUUGGCUAUGUUGUCUAUCGAACACGUAAUGUCAGCAAAUAUAGACUAUGGAUCGCUUAUACAUGAUUUUGCAUGUGAAAACGUACGAAGAGAAUCGAUUUUCGAGUGAUAAUGUUGAACUUUUUCUAGUCAAUAACAUGUAACUUUGGCGACAAUGAGUAAACUACUUAAUAUUAUUUUUUGUUCUUA
Papaver somniferum (opium poppy) is the source of this 2785-nucleotide messenger RNA. RefSeq names its product zinc finger MYM-type protein 1-like. The coding region runs from base 190 to 1614 and encodes 474 amino acids. NCBI's taxonomy places the organism in Eukaryota, Viridiplantae, Streptophyta, Magnoliopsida, Ranunculales, Papaveraceae. The transcript is spliced from 3 exons. The record is from RefSeq and is a predicted model, not a curated record.